GCGUCCGGAAGACUGUCAUGGCGGAUUGUUGUGUUUGGGGACCGAUUGCUGUGUGAGAGGAAGAGGGUUACACGAUGAAGCUGGUUAAUCUGAAGCAGGCCAUCUUGCAGGCCUGGAAGGAGAGAUGGAGCGACUACCAGUGGGCUAUUAACAUGAAGAGGUUUUUCCCUAAAGGAGUCACGUGGGACAUCCUGAAUCUUGCGGAAGCACUUCUGGAUCAGGCCAUGAUUGGUCCUGCCCCCAACCCUCUCAUCCUUUCCUACCUGAAAUAUGCGAUUAAUUCUCAGAUGGUGUCUUACUCCACAGUCCUGACUGCAAUCAGCAAGUUUGAUGACUUCUCUAGAGAUCUUUGCAUCCAGGCCUUGCUGGAAGUCAUGGACAUGUUCUGUGAUAACCUCAGCUGCCACGGCAAGGCAGAGGAGUGCAUCAGUCUCUGCAAGGCCCUCAUGAGCAGCCUCAACUGGCUUCUGCGUUGUGCCUCGUACUAUGCCGAAAAACUGAAGGAAGUUCUAGAUCCGGUAGCAGGAGAAUCGCAUUUGUCCAUGUGCCUGCAUCGGCUCGAGUCCAUCGUCGGCAGUACCAAGAACCGUGCGCUAGUUCAUAUUGCCAAGCUGGAGGAACCAAUCUCCUGGGUAUCCGUUGAACAGUCUCUGAUCAGACUGGUGGAGGGUCUCAGCCUCCUUCCAAAUGGGCAGCUGAGGAGCCAAGCGGAGAGCUGUGUCUCACUAAUCAGGAGUAUCCCGUCGAUGCUGUCCGCUCAUUCUGAUCAACUGCACAAGACCGGCUUCCCCACAGUCCAUGCUGUAGUGAUGCUGGAGGGAACCAUGAAUCUAACAGGAGAGGCACAGCCGCUGGUGGACCAACUGAGCACCGUGAAGAGGAUGCAGAGGAUUCCCCCGCACCUCUUUCUCUUGGAGAUCUGGAAGGCUUGCGUUGUGGGAUUAAUAGAGUCCCCUGAAGGCACUGAUGAGUUAAAAUGGACUGCGUUUACCUUUUUAAAGAUUCCACAAGUAUUGACAAAAUUAAAGAAGUUCUGGCCGGCAGAUCAGGAUUUCAACGAAGACAUGAACUGUGCGUUUGAGUACCUUCUGAAACUCACUCCGCUCCUCGACAAAGCUGAUCAGAGGUGCAACUGUGACUGCGUCAAUCUAUUACUACAAGAAUGCAACAAGCUGGGAUUGCUGUCGGAGCCUAACAUGGAGAACCUCGCUGCCAAACGGGCUGCAGACAGGGAGCAGGCGCCGCGAUUGAAGUCAUCUGAAAACUCCACGAUUCAGCCCAACCCUGGACUGAUUCUCCGCGCAGAACCCACUGUCACCAAUAUCUUAAAGACUAUGGACGCUGACCACUCCAAGUCUCCAGAGGGGCUCUUAGGAGUCCUGGGCCACAUGCUGACUGGGAAGAGUCUGGAUCUGCUACUUGCCGCAGCAGCUGCAACCGGAAAGUUAAAAUCCUUUGCCCGCAAAUUCAUCCAGCUAAACGAAUUCACUCGCCAUAUUGUAGUAGAGAGCUCAAAGGCAGCGAAUGUCCGUGCUCUGCUGUUCGACAUUUCCUUCCUGAUGCUCUGUCAUGUGGCCCAAACGUACGGUUCAGAGAUGAUCCUGACCGAGGGCUGUCCCGGCUCGGAGAUGCCUUUCUUUGAGAGCUGGAUGCAGACCUGCAUGCCGGGCGAAGGGAAGGUCCUGAAUCCAGAGCAUCCCUGCUUCCGCCACCCCGAUGUUCCGAAGGUGGAAGCCCUGGUUGCCCAGCUCAAUACUUCCUCUGAGAUGAGGCUAGUUCAGACAAAAUGGCACGAGAUGUGUUUGAUUAUUCCCGCUGCAAUCCUAGAGGUUCAUAAUGCCUGGGAGAAUGGAGUGCUGUCCUUCGAAGCAAUUCAGAAAAUAACAGAUAAUAUAAAAGGGAAGGUGUGCAGUCUGGCCGUGUGCGCUGUGGCUUGGCUCGUGGCUCACGUCCGGAUGCUGGGACUGGAUGAGCGGGACAAGUCUUUGCAGAUGAUCCGACAGCUGGGGUCACCGUUAUUUGCGGACAAUACACUGCAGUUCUACAAUGAGAGAGUUAUCAUCAUGAGCUCCAUCUUGGAGAACAUGUGUGCCGAGGUUCUCCUGCAGACGGCCACACAGAUCAAGUUUACGGUGUCUGGCAGCGAGCCCGUGCCUUAUGUCCAUCGGCUGCCACCCAAGAAGCCCAUCAAAGAAGUUCUCAGGGCCACCUUCAGUGCCACCUUAGAGAAGGGAUGGGUAGACAGCCGUUCCCUGCACGUUUUUGACACGCUACUUCACAUGGGUGGCGUGUACUGGUUCUGCAAUAACUUGGUGAAGGAGUUGCUGAGGGAGACGCGGAUGGAAUUUGCUUUGCGGGCGGUGGAACUUCUGUUUGCCAUCUUCUGCUUGGACAUGCCGCAACUCACUCUCACUCUUCUAGGGCACGUGCUACCGGCCCUUCUCACAGACUCUGCCAAGUGGCACACGCUGAUGGACCCGCCAGGGAGAGCGCUGGCAAAAUUAUCUGUUUGGUGCGCGAUGACCUCUUUCUCCACGCACAACAGAGGACAGCCGUCCCCCCGGCAGAGGAAGCGGCACAGAGAGGACAUUGAGGAUUACAGCAGCCUCUUUCCACUGGAUGACACUCAACAAUCCAAACUGAUGCGUCUGCUUAGUUCCAACGAGGAGGAACACGCCGUACAAGCCAAUCCCACCGAUCGCCCGAUGAACAGCUCCCUGUCUGCAUCUCAGAUCCACAACAUCAGUUCCAAAGAGCCCUUAAACAGAGUGCUUGCAAAUCUCUUCCUUUUGAUCUCCUCUAUACUCGGGGCCCGGACGGCAGGCGCUCACACUCAGUUUGUGCAGUGGUUCAUGGAGGAGUGCGUGGAGAGCCUGGAGCAGGGAGGGAAAGGCGGCAUCCUGCAGUUCAUGCCUUUCAGCAUGGUGUCUGAGUUGGUCAAAGUUUCCACGUUAUCCAGUCCAAAAAUCGUGCUGGCCAUCACCGAUCUCACGUUACCCCUGGGCCGUAGAGUGGCCGCGAAAGCACUGACCGCUCUUUGACGGCCAUCGCAGGGACUGGCGGUUUUCGUACUUCCAGGCUUUAGAAGACUUCACGCGUUUUUUUUUGGUUUUCUUUUACUGUAAACAUUGUUGAAAAUUCUUAAGGACUGUUUUUUUUUUUAUGCUGUUAAAUAUUUAUGUCAUUCAUGAAUAAAAGAACGUGUGCAAAGCACCAGCUAAAUGUACAGAA
Molecule: messenger RNA, 3231 nt
Organism: Spea bombifrons (plains spadefoot toad)
Lineage: Eukaryota; Metazoa; Chordata; Amphibia; Anura; Pelobatidae
Gene: MED24
Product: mediator complex subunit 24
Exons: 26
Coding region: 75-3041 (988 amino acids)
Cellular component (GO): mediator complex
Molecular function (GO): transcription coregulator activity
Source: RefSeq, a predicted model, not a curated record